AAGACGUUAAAUGAUAUGAUAUUACCCCUUAAUGGCGUUAGCACGCAAGAUCAAGGAUUCAUAUGUGUUCAGAUUUAUCGGGAACAACUCUAUUGUACCAUUAUCACGAUAAUCGAAGAGAGAUUAGACAAAAAAGAAUAGCUCGCCUAUAUAUCGGAGGAAAGAGGUGAAAAAAAGAAUAAAGUACUUUCAAUAAUGAGUACAAGAAACAAGUCUGGCGAAGACUGUCUAGGAAACACUGUCAUCAAUCCAUCACGACAACCCACGUAUACACCGGACACUCAAAGCCUGGCAGACAGUUUUGACCAAUGGUAUGAUAAAGUUAAAAAUAACUUUGAGGGCCCUGAAUCUGAUCUUUGUAAAACUCUAUUGACUGUGAUAACCAAUAAGUUUGCUUCGUCCGCCACUUGCCGACACAACACACCUACAAUGGUUUCCAUAAAUGAAACGGAUAUUAUGAAUGAAAGGCAAAAAGCCUUCAGAAAAAAACUUCAGGAUUUAGACGCUGACUACAGUUACCAACUGAAGGAGAAAGAGCUCGAGAAUCAAAACCUGCUAAAACGCCUCCAGAAACAAGAAGAGACAAUGGUAGAGCUACAGAACAAGCUGAAGCGGCAAGACGAGGUACAGAAGAGACAUUCUGAAUAUGAUGACCUCAAAAUACGACUUUGUGAAGAAAAGAUAGAAGACUUGGAAGAAGAGUUGAAACAGAAGGACGAUGUGUACGAAACUAAGAUAGCGUCGCUAGAGAAGCGUUUAGAGCUCAAAAUAACAAUACAAGAUAAUAAGAAAAAAAGAAGACGACGUAAGCCAAAGAACUGGAAAUAAUUCUUUGAACUUUUUUUUUUUACAAUGGAGGCGCGGUGGCUGAGUGGUAAAGCGCUUGGCUACCGAACCGAGGUUCCGGCUUCGAAUCCUAGUGAAGACUGUGAUUUUUAAUUUCGGGAUCUCUGGGCGCCUCUGCGUCGACACAGCUCUAAUGGGUACCUGGCAUUAGUAGGGGAAAAGUAAAGGCGGUUGGUCGUUGUGCUGGCAGAUGUGACGAAACAUUUAAUAAAGAAAUGACAUUUUUUGAUAAC
Molecule: messenger RNA, 1079 nt
Organism: Biomphalaria glabrata
Lineage: Eukaryota; Metazoa; Mollusca; Gastropoda; Planorbidae
Product: golgin subfamily A member 6-like protein 25
Exons: 5
Coding region: 196-828 (210 amino acids)
Source: RefSeq, a predicted model, not a curated record